This is a messenger RNA of Lindgomyces ingoldianus, 1360 nucleotides long. RefSeq names its product arad-like aldolase/epimerase. The transcript has 4 exons. Gene Ontology annotation, cellular component: cytoskeleton. NCBI's taxonomy places the organism in Eukaryota, Fungi, Ascomycota, Dothideomycetes, Pleosporales, Lindgomycetaceae. The record is from RefSeq and is a predicted model, not a curated record. Bases 267 to 1151 code for a protein of 294 amino acids. Gene Ontology annotation, molecular function: actin filament binding.
CGACACUCUUAGAUCUCUCUGGCCCAUCUUACGAUCAAAUCACCAUCGCUUAACUCGUCCACCUCAUCCCUAAUUUGGGUAAGUCCGUUGAAAAAGGGCGUGGGAAUAAUCACCUUCCGAGGUAUAUAUCUUGAGGCCCUAUCAUACAAAGAAUACCCCCAUAGAAUCUCUGUGCUCAUCCGGGCGCUUCCAAAUCAUACUCUCUUAUACUUUGCGCAACUUCCACUUUCUUUGCUCUAAGAUUGAGUAUUUGGGUCACAAUUGAAAUGUCUCCUCCUUCAGCGGUUGAGGCGACCAAUGGGCCUUCGACUAAGCCUUCCAAUAUCGCAGCUCAUGAGCCCGGGCAGAGUGAAGCGGAGGCUAAGGUGAAGAUGCCAAUAUUCCCCGGUCCGCCGAAGUUCGACGAUCCAUAUAAAGAGCGGGCCUAUUUGAAAGGACGGCUUGCUGCUGCUUUUAGGAUCUUUGGUAAAUAUGGGUUCGAUGAAGGAGUUGCUGGUCAUAUCACCCUCAGGGAUCCUGUCGACCCAACAACCUUUUGGGUCAACCCCUUUGGCGUCUCAUUCAGCAUGAUUAAAGCUUCAGAUUUGAUUCUCGUCAAUGAGGAAGGUCGUGUGAUCGAUGGAGGAGAAUGUCGAUUGCUCAACUCAGCGGCGUACAUGAUUCACUCUGCGAUCCAUCAAGCUCGGCCCGAUGUCAAUGCUGCAGCUCACAGCCACAGCAUCUAUGGACGAAGCUUCUGUGCUCUAGGAAGAAAAUUGGAUACGAUUACUCAAGAUUCUUGCGCUUUCUAUAAUGAUCACGUUCUCUACGAGAGCUUCAACGGGAUUGUGCUUGGCGAGGAAGAAGGCAAGAACAUCGCCAAAACUCUAGGGAGUAGCAAAGCUGCACUUCUUCAGAACCACGGUUUGCUCACUUGUGGACAAACAGUCGAAGAGGCUGUAUUCUGGUUUGUGAGUCUUGAGAAGUGCUGCCAUGCACAGUUGAUGGCUGAUGCGGCGGCUGCUGGACGUGGUGGGAGUACGGUUAAGAUUGGAGAGCAGGAAGCACAGUUUACCUACAAUACUGUGGGAACUUCCAAGGCAGGCUGGUUCAGCGCCAAACCUCUCUUUGACCUAAUUCACAAGGAAACUGGAGGCGAGUAUCUCGAGUAAAUGGGCUUUAACUAAGAAAAAGCCAAAAGCAUGUUAUUCGAAUGCACUUCCCAUUCCCAUGGCGUUGGAGGGCUCCCGGUGCAUUUCAUUCCUUCUGCUUAGGCGGCCGUGCUUCGCAACUAUCUUUAGUCCAAGGCCGACUCACCAUCUAAUCUUUCCACAUCUAAACAAUUUCAGCGACGGAAAAUAUAUUCAUCUGAGUACCUGUG